Drosophila pseudoobscura is the source of this 4577-nucleotide messenger RNA. Its product is annotated as capon-like protein. Bases 602 to 2608 code for a protein of 668 amino acids. The transcript is spliced from 7 exons. The record is from RefSeq and is a predicted model, not a curated record. NCBI's taxonomy places the organism in Eukaryota, Metazoa, Arthropoda, Insecta, Diptera, Drosophilidae. Gene Ontology annotation, molecular function: nitric-oxide synthase binding.
UCACAUUUAGCCGGCUGCAAGGCAAUCGAUCGAUGGCCGCCGAUCUCCGCUAACAGACGGUUCUUUGUCCAGUGCGCUCUAGACGGCGCGCCUUUGUAGACGUCGUGCAGGGAGAUUGGAAAAGCGUCCGCGAAAAGCCCAAUAACUAAAAAUUAUGCAACGAGUGCGUGUCAGUGAAGAGUGAAACAAACCCAAUCAUAGGCGGCAGCAUGAAAAGUUGCAAAUAAUUCAAUAAUACACAAAUAAUUGAACGCGCAAAAGAACUCAAAAUAAGAACAGAAACAAUAACCGAAACAGAGAAGCAGAAGCAGAAGCAUAAACAAUUUCGCCACCUAGAAGGUGCGAGAAAAAUGGCGCAUCGGCAAUGUGUGAACAACCUGGACCAAGGAAGCGACCCCAUGGACCACAGAGAAGAGCCCUAAGAAAUUAUGAAAUUAAUAGCCCGACAAUUGGUCGAAAGAAAAGCCAAACAUUUAACAGCAUUGAACUUUCCCCAUCGAGAGUCUGUACGAGUGAAAGUUGAAUAGAACAUAGAAACGCGACAAAUUGUGAACGCGGCAACCUUGUGAAUACUUUUCGCGGAUCGUUGAACGCUGCGGCCAUGAAGCAGGAGAAAACACUCAUCAUGGCAUCCCCGCAACACAAGCAGCAGCGCCACCAGCAGCUCUUGGAACGCUCCUCGUCCACGCCCCGCAGUCCCAUCACCAAGGCCUUCGACUUCCUACCAUGGGCGCGCAGUCGCAGCAAGGUGAACAUGGCCAAGGCCCAGGCGCCACAGGCCGAGCAGCAGGCGGCCAGUGCGGAGAAGCCCUCGGAGGUGCACUACCAUCGGAAUAUCUUCCGCAGCGGCGGCGGCCUCAUCCGAGACAUUCUCGUGGGCGACAAGCAGCUUAAUCUCAAGGAUAACAAUGCCAGCAAGCCGCCCCAGUCCCCGGUGCCGGCGAAUAAAAGGAAGCAGAAGCAUCUGUCCCGCAACAAGAGUCUGGACAUCCGGGAGCUUAUCGGUUGCGUGGAAAGCGAACUGGCACCCAGGUCGACAGGCGGACUGGUAGGACAGGCAGGACAGCCGACUCGCUUCCUGGACGACACAUACAUCGACCACAAGCCCAAGCAUAUUCUUUUCAAUGACGACGAGAACACCGUGUACAUCAUCAAGAAGGAGCAGCCUGUGGCCAAGAGCACCCACAAGCCACAGGCCUCCGCCUCCGUGUCCAAUGGAGAUGUGCUGAAAGCCCGCCUCAAGUUCAAGCGCCUGCCCAGCGACCGGUACGAAACGGCCUCUCCGGAGGCCCUGCGCCGUGCCCAACAGCUGCACCAGCGCUCUGAGCAGCGCCAUCAGUUGCAGCGCCGCAAAAGCCUCAGUGACCAGCAGAGCAACUCCAGCCACAGCAGCGGCGGGGGCGGGGGUGGUGGUGGCGGAGGGAGAGGUGGCGAUGGAUUUGGCAUCGGCAACAGCAGCAUUAUGCUGGAAAGACCCAAGACGGACAAGCCGCGCAAGAAACUGUCGUUCCGGGAGCCGAUUGUGGCCGGGGACCAGGUCCUGCCGCUCCUAAUGGCUGAGCAGCGGCAGGCGAGGCAACGACGACGCAGCUCUCCCCUGGAGCGCACCCGAGGGGGAUUGGCAGUAGCAGGAGCUGGAGCAGGAGCAGGAGGAAGCGACUGUGAUAAUUUAUGCAAUAAUCGCACAAAGGAUGCAAUUUCCUGCGGCUGUGCGGCAAGCGAUCCUGAGUCUCAGGCCAUGCGCAUCGUUCGCACCGUCGGCCAAGCCUUUGAAGUGUGCCACAAAUUUAAUCUUCAUAAGAAUUCCCUGGAACCUAAUGACGAGCGCUCCGAUAUCUCGUCGUCGGAGCUCCUCGAUGUAGAACAAAUCAGCGAACAGCAGCUGAGCGAAGAUGGGGAACGUGGCGGCGGCGACAACGAGACGCCAAAGAAAGAGCACUUGGCCAUAACGCCCGAUCUGAACCACACGCAGCCGCAGCGUCCAAACCACUUGGAGCUGAUGCCAUCGCAGUCGAGUCUACGCAAAUCGACCAGCCUGCUGUGCGAUGUAGACGACAAGUUGCCCGGCUCUCCUGCAUCGCCGCGUACUGAGAUCACACAGCUGAAGGAUCAGCUGGAGGCACAGGCCCUGCAGACCCGUCAGGCUCUGGGACAACUGAUGCUAGUGCGAGAGCAGCUCAUCUCGGAGACGAAUGCGCGCAUCGAGGCGCAGGCGCGCACCCAGCAGCUUCUCCAGCAGAAUCGGGAGCUCUUGGAGCACCUGGCCUCGCUGGGGGCAUACAACGAGCAGCAGAGCGCUGGCCUCACCACAGCCAACAUAGGGCUGGCUCCCCAGCUCUCCUCGACCGCCAAAGUGGCACGAUGGUUCCAGCAGCUGCCCUGGCACACCGCCUCCCUGUCACGGCCGGAGAGCGGCUUCGUUUCCGGCGACUCGCGCUCUGAGAAGUAUCAGGAGGAUCAUUUCUACGGCGGCAUAGCCAAGGAAACUGAUGAUUUAUGCGACGAGUUCCUGCUUGUGGAGGGCAGCAGCACCAUUUGGACAAAGUUGAGCGCCAAAAAGCGCCGUAAAUUGCUCGGCAUGCGUUUGGGCAAAGUGACAACAUUCUGAGAGCCAGGCCAGACAGCGGCCGCCCCUCGAACUGCCGUAAUGUGUGCGUUUAUUAGCUGUUAAGUGAGUUUUUUUUUUGCAUAGCCCUAAGUGUAGGUUUGAUAAAUAUGCUGGCCCUAAGCUCUAGCAUACUUAGUUCAUAUGAAAAUCAAUAGACUAAAUGACCAAAUUAACUGAAAACAAAGCAAAACGAACGACAAGCUCAUCGGGAUGCCAUUUACAUAGGCAGGAGGUGGACCAAGACCAUGGAGGAGGCCCAAAGCAACAGGCAUACGAGUAGACAUAAGUCAAUUAGCGAGCAUAGGACUCGAGCUCAAUGUGUAUUUAAGUAUUAACAACAACAAAGUAUUUGGCAACACACCACACAGACACACAAUCACACACAAGUACACACGUACUCUUGUGGCCAAUUCAUUAAGCGAACAAGCCACGCACAUUAAUCAUACGCCACGUACGACACACAGGAAAAGGAAGCAGCCAAAAAGCGCAGCAUCUUCUACACUGCUUAACUUGACCAGUUUUUCGGGUACGAGAAAAACUGGUUAUUAAGUUAAGCAAACACGGCCAAGGUGGCGGGAAAAGAGCGUGCUAAAGCUCCUGCAGCAAGGACAACAAAGAUCAAAUGUUUGCUAUUCAUAAAUUUUUCCAGCAUCAACGUUUUUAUGCAUAAAUCGAUUCCAUUUUUGCGCUUCGCAGUCCCCUUUUUUGCAGGGGGCUACUCUAUAAAUUUACUGCCACUGCGGUGGCGUGUGUGGCAUACGUGGUGUAUAAGCGAUUCACUCGAAAUUUAUGGGGAUUCUUUAACUAUAAAAACAGGGUUUGGUUGGGAAGGUACUCGUAGAUAGGACUCGUAGACAUAGUAGUUAGCUAGCUUCAAAGAGGGUGUACAGUGCACGAGCCAAAUGCAGAUUGUACUUGAACUCUGAUAAGUUAUUGGAUAAGUACAUACUCGUCGAUAAGGAUACAGAAAAAUGAUUAGAAAAAUAUUUAGAUAGGCAUUUGUAUCUGUGAAAUACUGGGAAAUACUAGACUGGAGCUAUGCCCAGAUGCUUAUGCAUCCAACAUAACUUCAGUCGUCAUCAAAUUCCGUCGGGGUUUUAUUGCAUUAUUUAUGUAGAUGCCUUGCUUUUAUUGUCCAGCAUCGGCUGCAGCAGUAGACGAUAUUACUCACAAUUUUAUCACAGUUUCCAUUUAGGUACGACAUUUAUAGAUCCAGGACGAAGAUGAAAUAUACAUACAUACAAAUAAUAUACGUACGUAAAAUGGUUUUAGUUAAUUUAUGCAAACAAUUUUUGAGACUGAAACUGAAAUUUGUACUAAGCAUAAUCCAGGCCAGGAAGCACAUACAAAACACAUACUCGUAUCACACGCAUCACAAAAACACAUCUAGACAUUCGACAAAUAACUUUUUGCGACAAAAUAGAAAAGUUCAUUUUACGAGUAUAAGCCACUUAGCAUAACGCAACGCAUAACCAACCCAAGUUAAAUUAGUAUUUAGUGGAUCUGGUUCAGCGCCAUAGAAUAAAGUGAAAAUAAUAAAAAUUAAAUGCAACAUGCUGAGUUACUCGUCAUCUGAUGGUGUCGCUAUAUUCCUGCCACUGGCUCUGCUGGUGGCACUGCUGCUGCUGCUUCUGCUGACACUUUACAGUUCAAUUAAUUUAACGCGCUUUGCAUGUAAUAGAAAAAGCAUUGCAUAUCAGCACGGGGCUGCCAGGACAUGGAUAUGCGAACACGGCACCGCAGGUGGGCUUGGCUGGGACUGGGACUGGGGACUGGAACGCAUUCCGGGGAAAAUGGGAGGGUUCUGGACGGGGGUAUUGCAAGCACUAAAUCGACUGAAAGAUACCCAAUAAGCACAAGAUAUAAAAUAUUCAUUAUAUAUAUUGCCAGAACAAGUAUUCGAAUGUUUGUAAACGAUUAAAUUUGAAUUGGAAUGAAUGGAAACCCGAAUAAAAACGAAAGGUUUGAA